AUGCGUCAACUCUUCCCAUCUCUGCAGCGCCUUCGGUCGCUUUUAUGGUAUCAUGUAGCUCUUUGUAGCAUCUCAAUAGCAUUGGCAUUGCAUGCCCUCUCAUUGGCUUUGUUGAUCGAGACUCGAAAGGGAGGUCUAAGGCAGCUUAUACCCUCAGCCAACUUCAAACACUCUCAUGCAAUCCGACGACGCCAAAUUUCGAUGGAAGCUGGCUCAGGUCCCAGUGAUCCAUAUGCGUACUGCAGGGACUUUGUCCGCAAACACGACUACGAGUCCUUCCUGAACUCCUACUUCUACCCUCGUCACGCGCAAAAAGGCUAUUUCGCGAUCAAAGCAUUCUCAGUAGAGCUUGCGACGGUGCAGGACAAUGUAUCAAACGCAAUGAUCGGGAAGAUGAGAAUGCAGUUCUGGAGGGAUGCUAUUAAGGGGCUGUCUGAUGGCAGACCACCGAAGCACCCAAUUGCGCUCGCAUUGUUUGAGACUUCGAGGCAACAGAGACUCUCAGCUUACCAUCUUAAACGCAUUAUUGACGCGAGAGACGCAGAGCUUUCGACCCCGUCGCACCUUACCGUAGACUCGCUAACGGCACACGCAGAAUCAACAUCAAGUACCGUCCUUUACCUCUUGCUUUCCCUAUUAUCGCUCCCGUCUUCGACACUUUCGCAUGCUGCUUCCCACCUUGGCGCCGCACAAACUUUCUCUACUCUGCUACGGGCCCUCCCCUACCACGCAAAGCACGGGAGAAUGGUCAUACCAGCGGAGAUUACAGCUAAGCACAGAGUGAGCCAGGAAGACGUUUUUCGACACGGUCCAGAUGCGGAAGGGAUCGAGGAUGCCGUGUUCGAGUUUGCGACGCUGGCGCAUGACCACCUAAACACGGCGCGGACGACGCUAACGACGGCGGAUGGGGCGAAUGGUCGAGUACCUCGGGAGGCCAUGAGUGUGUUUCUACCUGGGGUUCCGGUGUCAAACUAUCUCAAGAGACUCGAAAAGUCUGGAUUCAACGUGUUCGAUGCAAGCCUGCAGGCAAAGGAUGGAUGGCUGCCACUGCAGAUGUGGUGGAGCAACUGCAAAGCGCUUUUUUGA
Messenger RNA from Cyclocybe aegerita, 1086 nucleotides. The record is from the annotation of a GenBank genome assembly. Lineage: Eukaryota; Fungi; Basidiomycota; Agaricomycetes; Agaricales; Hemipholiotaceae.